AUGGAUUCAUAUGCCAAGAGAAGACUUAAGUCGAAUGAUUAUGCUGGAAUUCCAUUAAACAAGAGUUUUCAUUCGUUAGUUGUUGAAGCAAAGGGGUAUGGCAAUUUGUCAUUUGGCGAGACAGAUUGUAGAUCUUACAUUGCAAAAGUAAGACAACUAAGACUUGGGCAAGGGGAUGCUGAGACACUUCGUAAUUAUUUUGUUCAUAUGCAAAAAAGAAGUUCGAAUUUUUUCUAUGUGAUUGACAUGGAUGAUGAAGGUUGUAUGCAAAAUGUAUUUUGGCAGAUGCAAGAUCUAGGGCAGCAUUUGAUGAGUGGUGAAAAUGCUAAACAAUUUGACCACUUGUGUUCUGAUUUUUAUGAGGUUGCGCAUAUUGCUAAUUCUCACGAAAAUAACGUAAAUUUGAUAGUUGAAGAUGUUCAUGUUCUAGACUCGACUAAAAAAUUGUUACCACCCUUGCAAGUACUUGAGAAAACGGAUAACAUACAACAAGAUCCAACGGGUCUAAGUCGUGAGCGUGGAGCAAUUUCCUAUAAUGAUGAGCCGAACUACCAAUUUGAUCUUAAUCUAUCGGUUUGAACAAGAAAGACCGAUGAAUAUGUGGAAAAGAAUGAUUUUCAGUUUUAGUUAUUUUUAGAUUAGUUGUUUUGAAACUACCAAUUUGA
Messenger RNA from Lactuca saligna, 665 nucleotides. Lineage: Eukaryota; Viridiplantae; Streptophyta; Magnoliopsida; Asterales; Asteraceae. The record is from the annotation of a GenBank genome assembly.